CACACACAGAGCUUCAGCUCAGACUUCAUCAGAGAGAGUGAAGAUACACAUCAAGAUCCACAUCAUUACAGCUCAGCUCAGCUUUAUUUACCUUUAUUUAUCUUAUAACAUCUUCAACACCUCAACAUGGCCAAGAAAGAAGAGUCCGUGGUGGCUACAUGCGCUCUCCAGCUCCGUACCCUGGGAGACCAGAUCUACUGGAAAUAUUUUCUCUUAGAGCUGAUCGUACGGACCCUUCAAGCAGCCAGCGACGACUCGGUGACGGGGACCUAGCCGAGACUGGAAUGGAGCCGCUGAAUGAAGGAAACGGUCUGCACGUGGUCGACUUGACCUGAAAAGAAAAAAAAAAUGGGCACAAAUUCCACAGGAAAGUGGAACUCAAAGCUCUGAUGAGGGUUCUGUCUCAAACGGCCGAUGGCUGCCUCGCUACUUGCUGUCUCGCGGGUUGGUUCAUAUCGAACCGCUCGUUGUUCCCUGUUCUUGGAAGGCUGGAGUGAAAUGGUUUGGGGUUGUACUCUGGGUUUGGACUGUAUGGAUGAUGGAUUUGGUUCGGUGUUCUGCGCUGGACACACGUCACGCUCUAAACACACCACAGAAACAAUCCAUUUUCUUACUUUAAAAAUUAAUAUGAAUUUAACAGACACAGAUUUAGACAUUUCUAUUACAUAUUCUAUUAUUUUUCUAUUAUUGUAUAAUUAUUCUGUUAUUACCAUUUCUGUUGUUAUUUAUAAUUUUCUUACUUGGUGUAUACAAAUGUAUACGUGUGUGUGUGUGUGUGUGUAAAUACAGUCGAGUGCAAACGUUUGCAUCCCACCAUUUAUUUCACAUGAAGAUUAUGGCUUUACAGCGACCGUUUUUAUUCCCAGAACUGAUCUGACGUUGAGCUGAUGAAUCUAAAGCAGAAUUUGGAGUGGAGGGAAGAUAUGAGGAGAGAAAUGAUGUUAGAUAAGAUCUUUAUCACGUACAUAAACAGAAGUGAACUUUAAAUUGAUGCUCCGAUCAUAUUUCUACUUUUUUUUUUAAAGAGAACCGUCAUGCUAUAAUGCCAGAAAUGUCAAAAUAUGUGUUAUUUCUUUCUUUAAACCAUUUAUGACAACAGUGAAAGACAAAGACUAGUCACACAAGAUAAUACAGUAAUAAUCAUCAGAUUCCUUAAUAUUAUAAAACAUAUAUACUGUAUAAGAACACCAAUGAAACAUAAACACUGAUUCCUGCUGUAAAUAUCAUAAAUGUGACAACAUGACAUUGUAAAAACAAACAAACAACCAUAAUAAACUCAUUUAUGAGGUAAAAAGAAGCAGCAAA
Messenger RNA from Trichomycterus rosablanca, 1305 nucleotides. It is a transcript of the gene pmaip1, whose product is annotated as phorbol-12-myristate-13-acetate-induced protein 1. The transcript has 2 exons. NCBI's taxonomy places the organism in Eukaryota, Metazoa, Chordata, Actinopteri, Siluriformes, Trichomycteridae. The record is from RefSeq and is a predicted model, not a curated record. Bases 127 to 273 code for a protein of 48 amino acids.